Messenger RNA from Drosophila eugracilis, 483 nucleotides. RefSeq lists its product as uncharacterized. NCBI's taxonomy places the organism in Eukaryota, Metazoa, Arthropoda, Insecta, Diptera, Drosophilidae. The coding region runs from base 63 to 440 and encodes 125 amino acids. The transcript has 2 exons. Gene Ontology annotation, molecular function: odorant binding. The record is from RefSeq and is a predicted model, not a curated record.
AGCCUGUACCAGUAGCGUAUAAAAGCUGUAGGUAAAGUCGAUACCAGGUAUCAGUUCUCAAAAUGAAACUCCUAGUUGCCUUGGCUAUUUUGAUGGUUGUUGGUCCGCUGAAAGCUCUUGACCAUCCCAUAUUCGAUCACCUAUCAAAUGAGUGCGCUAAGAAAGGUGGGAUUACUCCUUACCUGAUUGAAAAUCAUCCCGCCAACAUUCGAGUCAAGUGCUAUUACGCCUGUCAAUUGGAAAAACUUGAAAUUAUUGCCAAUGGAGUGGUCAAUCCCUUUGAUUUGUCUGUACUUAACGUAACACAGGAAAACUAUGACAAAUUUGGAAUUUUGAUUAAGCCGUGCCUGACCAUAACUAAUCCCAACCGGUGCGAACUCGGAUAUUUGGUAUUCGAUUGCCUAAAAGUGCACUUCAAGAAUGUAGAAGUUUCAAAAUAAUAUGUAUUCCAAACUGAUUAAAAUGUUCUGACUAUUAACUAAA